UUUCGCUAGUAUUAUCGAUUUCAAUUCUGUUAAUGACCUCAGACGUCCAUCCGCGAAGGGGUUGAGAUCGGACGCUUCCAGCGCAGGCGGGCAGAGCAACGAUGGCGGAGAAGGGCGGCGGGGGCUCCGGGGGAGAGAGGUGGAAGGCGGCGAUCAUGAACCUCUCCGAGAUGGGGGCUAAUCUAGACGCGAUGCAGAAACUCAUGGCCAAGAAGGCCGUCUUCGUGGACGAGGAGACCUUCGUCAAGGCUUCCCUCAUCUCCGAGCAAGGGCGCACCAUCAAGGUUCUUGAACAUAGAGUAGAGGCUUUGGAAAAAGAACUCGAUGCUGCAAUUGCAGCUGCAGCUCGUGCACGUUCUGACAAAAGACAGGCUGAGGCAGCUCAGCGGGCUGCUGAACUACAUGCACAGGAUCUUACAAGAGAACUCGAGAACACUACAAAUGUGUUCAAGCUACACAUGGAAGAAUUGCGCUCUCAGAAAGAGGAGAUAUCAAAGAAAGAAAGUGAGAUCAAACUAUUGGAAGCUAUAAUACAGACGAUAAGUAAAAAUGGCGUAGAUUCUGAUGACUAAGUUUGUACUAGAGAUUUGCUUAACUGAGGAAAAGUUCUGCUUUCCUGUAGUCUUUUUUAUUUUUUAUUUAUAUUAAUCCACCAGUUGCAUUAUUUAGGCUACCAUGGUUUAUCCUAUAUUUUCCUCUAGCAUUUCCUA
This is a messenger RNA of Musa acuminata subsp. malaccensis (wild Malaysian banana), 710 nucleotides long. RefSeq lists its product as uncharacterized. Lineage: Eukaryota; Viridiplantae; Streptophyta; Magnoliopsida; Zingiberales; Musaceae. The record is from RefSeq and is a predicted model, not a curated record.